AUGGCUCAGCAACAUCUCGCCCGCGCCCUGAAGCCCGAGCACAUCCAGCAGCUGCUGCUCUCCUGCCUAGAGGCCAAGAAGUCUGCCUACUGCCCCUACAGCCACUUCCCCGUGGGCGCCGCCCUCCUCACCCGGGAAGGCAGGAUCUUCUUGGGGUGCAAUGUCGAAAAUGCCUGCUACCCACUGGGCAUCUGUGCCGAACGGACUGCCAUCCAGAAAGCCAUUUCUGAAGGGUACAAGGACUUCAAGGCAAUUGCUAUUGCUAGUGACUUGCAGGACGAUUUUAUCUCACCGUGUGGGGCCUGCAGACAAGUCAUGAGAGAGUUUGGGACCGACUGGGCCGUCUACAUGACCAAGCCCGAUGGCACGUACGUCGUCAAUACUGUUGAAGAGCUGCUGCCCGCCUCCUUUGGGCCUAAGGACCUCCAGAAGUUCCAGUGA
Molecule: messenger RNA, 441 nt
Organism: Chrysochloris asiatica (Cape golden mole)
Lineage: Eukaryota; Metazoa; Chordata; Mammalia; Afrosoricida; Chrysochloridae
Gene: CDA
Product: cytidine deaminase
Exons: 4
Coding region: 1-441 (146 amino acids)
Cellular component (GO): cytosol
Molecular function (GO): cytidine deaminase activity; zinc ion binding
Source: RefSeq, a predicted model, not a curated record